Messenger RNA from Arachis duranensis, 1421 nucleotides. Its product is annotated as NAC transcription factor 56. The record is from RefSeq and is a predicted model, not a curated record. Gene Ontology annotation, biological process: system development; regulation of DNA-templated transcription. Gene Ontology annotation, molecular function: DNA binding. Lineage: Eukaryota; Viridiplantae; Streptophyta; Magnoliopsida; Fabales; Fabaceae.
UACAAGAACAAAACAACACAUGACGUUCCGUCUUAACGUGAUCUUCGUCUGAAUCCACCGUAGCCAGAACCAACCAACCAACUACCCAAAUCCAUAAAAAAGAGGGAGAAUUAUUGAAAGGAAGAGGAAGAAGAGAAGAAGAAGAAGAAGAAGAAGAGUGAGAGAUCCAUAAAUAUGGAGAGCACCGACUCGUCCACCGGUUCGCAACAACCGAACCUUCCACCGGGUUUCCGGUUCCACCCCACCGACGAGGAGCUCGUUGUUCACUACCUGAAGAAGAAAGCUGCAUCAGCUCCUCUCCCAGUCGCCAUCAUCGCCGAGGUUGAUCUCUACAAGUUCGAUCCAUGGGAGCUACCAGCUAAGGCAGCGUUUGGGGAGCAAGAGUGGUACUUCUUUAGCCCAAGGGACAGGAAGUAUCCGAACGGUGCUCGGCCAAACAGGGCGGCAACUUCCGGGUACUGGAAGGCAACCGGGACGGAUAAGCCGGUGCUGACCUCCGGUGGGACCCAGAAGGUCGGCGUGAAGAAGGCUUUGGUCUUCUAUGGAGGGAAGCCCCCCAGAGGGAUAAAGACAAAUUGGAUCAUGCAUGAGUAUAGACUUGCUGAUAACAAACCUAACAAUAGGCCUCCUGGUUGUGACUUGGGUAACAAGAAAAACUCUCUAAGGCUUGAUGAUUGGGUAUUGUGCCGAAUCUACAAGAAGAACAACACACAUAGGUCUCCAAUGGAACAUGAGAGGGAAGAUUCCAUGGAUGACAUGAUUGGAGGGAUUCCUCCUUCCAUCAACGUGGGCCAAAUGAAUGCAAGAUUUCAUCUCUCAAAAAUGUCAACAAGCUUUAGCAACGCUUUGUUGGAAAACGACCAUCACCAUCACCAGAAUCUUCUGGAAGGUAUGAUGCUAGGAGGAGGAACCAACAACAGCAAUCCAAACAUGUUGGGAUUGGGAUCAGCCUCAAACACCAUUAACAAUAAUAGUAAUAAGGCAGAGCUUUCAUUUGUACCAACCAUGACUACAUCUUCAAACACCAAGAGGACUCUAUCAUCACUCUAUUGGAAUGAAGAUGAUGUUGCUGCCAACACAACAUCAUGGGAACAAUACCUUAUCAAAUUCAAGGAAUGAAUUGGUAUGCUUAGGUACACAUACAUACAAUUCCCAUGUUUAAUUAAUUAAUUAAUUAAUUAUACUAUAUUGAAUAUUGAUGAUCAUGACAUGCACAUGUAGAAAUUAAAUUAAUGAACUUAAUUAGUUUAGAAGGGUGAAUGAGUAUUCUCAGCUAUAGUGGUGGUGGUGAUGCUGAUACCUUAACACUAGUGUCUCUCUAGCCAAUUUAGAUUGUAAAGAUUUUAAUUUGGUGUUUGAGAUUUUGGUUGUUUAGGAAAAAUUAUUGGAUCAAAUUAGUAGAUGAUGAUGAAGAUGGCCUC